Polypterus senegalus (gray bichir) is the source of this 1192-nucleotide messenger RNA. It is a transcript of the gene polr1c, whose product is annotated as RNA polymerase I and III subunit C. The coding region runs from base 43 to 1086 and encodes 347 amino acids. The record is from RefSeq and is a predicted model, not a curated record. Lineage: Eukaryota; Metazoa; Chordata; Cladistia; Polypteriformes; Polypteridae. Gene Ontology annotation, molecular function: DNA binding; protein dimerization activity. Gene Ontology annotation, cellular component: RNA polymerase I complex; RNA polymerase III complex. Gene Ontology annotation, biological process: DNA-templated transcription. The transcript has 9 exons.
UCCUGUGACGUCAGACGUAAGCGACAGACUUCUGAAGGCAACAUGGCGGUGCCCAGGUCGCGCGUGGACGACAUUAGAAAUCGUAUAACUCUGACCGAGUACGGGGUUCAAAACGUUCACACAACUGAUUUUCCAGGAAAUUAUCCGGGCUAUGAUGACACAUGGAGUCAGAAAAGAUUUGAAAAGAAUUUCAGAAUCAAUAUUAUUAAUAUGGAAGACAGCACAGUGGAGUUUGACAUGAUAGGGAUUGACUGUGCAAUUGCGAAUGCUUUUAGACGUAUUCUUCUUGCAGAGGUUCCAACAAUGGCAGUGGAGAAAGUAUUCAUAUAUAACAACACCUCCAUCGUCCAGGAUGAGAUUCUAGCACAUAGGUUGGGUCUUAUUCCAAUCAAAGCUGAUCCCCGACUCUUUGAAUACAGGAAUACAGGUGAAGAAGAGGGGACAGAGAUAGACACCAUUCAGCUUCAACUGAAAGUCAAGUGUACAAGGAACCCCAAAGCCACAAAAGAAUCCUCAGACCCUCGCGAGCUUUAUGUCAAUCACAUGGUUUACUCAAAGCACAUAAAGUGGAUUCCGAUUGGAAAUCAAGCCGAUAAUUUUGGUGAAGCAGUAAUCGGCCCAGUCCAUGAUGACAUUCUGAUUGCUCAGCUUCGUCCAGGACAAGAACUGGAUAUUGUCAUGCAUUGUGUGAAGGGAGUAGGAAAAGACCAUGCAAAGUUUUCACCAGUGGCAACAGCAAGUUACCGCCUCCUACCAGAAAUCACUUUUCUUGAGCCUAUCGAAGGAGAGCUGGCAGAGAAGCUAAAAAAGUGUUUCUCACCGGGUGUUAUAGCAAUUGAUGAUUUGGAAGGAAAGAAGUUAGCUAGAGUGGCAAACGCUCGACUUGAUACCUGCAGCAGGGAAAUUCUCCGACAUGAAGAACUGAAACACAAGGUCAAAAUUGGCAGAGUCAGAGAUCACUUCAUAUUUUCAGUGGAAUCAACUGGAAUUCUGCCAGCGGCUGUUUUAGUAAGUGAAGCCAUGAAAGUCAUGAUGUCAAAAUGCCAGAGGUUUCUAAAUGAAUUAGACCUGGCACAGAUGGAGUGAACUUACUCAUGAGCAGAGACUUUUCUUCAAAAGGACUGAAAAGUGAAACUAUUACAAAUGGGGUUGCAGUUAUUUUUUAUAUUAAAUAAAAUAAUGCUAAGAUCAA